Messenger RNA from Meloidogyne enterolobii, 273 nucleotides. NCBI's taxonomy places the organism in Eukaryota, Metazoa, Nematoda, Chromadorea, Rhabditida, Meloidogynidae. The record is from the annotation of a GenBank genome assembly.
AUGUUAUUUAUUUAUAGCAGUUUUAUUUUGUUGAUUUUGGCUGGAUCUCUAAAUGCUUCUAGAAAUGAAAUAGAAGAAUUAUUGGAUGAAUUUAAUCAAGGUAAAGCAGGAAGAGAAAUUAGAGAACAAUCACGAGCUGUUACUCCUGUCCCAGAUCCGUGUGAUCAGCAUGUUUGUGGGUGGGGAAAGGAAUGUGUUGUUGAUAAAAAAGGACGUCCAGUCUGUGCUAGUAAUAAUCAAACAUUUGCUUCUCUUUGUCAUCUUUAUCGGUAA